This is a messenger RNA of Ostreococcus tauri, 813 nucleotides long. RefSeq lists its product as uncharacterized. NCBI's taxonomy places the organism in Eukaryota, Viridiplantae, Chlorophyta, Mamiellophyceae, Mamiellales, Bathycoccaceae. The transcript has a single exon. Gene Ontology annotation, biological process: protein folding in endoplasmic reticulum. The coding region runs from base 1 to 813 and encodes 270 amino acids. The record is from RefSeq and is a predicted model, not a curated record. Gene Ontology annotation, cellular component: membrane; EMC complex.
AUGAUCCCGAUCGACGCGCGCCUGGACGCGCAAGUCCGCGAUUGGGUCCUGCUCCCGAUCUUUAUCGCCAUGUACGCGGUCGGGUGCGUCCGCCACCACGUCUCGCGCGCGCUCAACGCGAGCGAGACGAGCGAUAAAGCGAGAGAUGAAGUGAAGAAUGAGAUCACGGAUGGGAAUCUCGCGACGCGCGCCGAUCGCUUGGCGUCCUUCUGCGGCUAUCUGCGCCCGCGGUCGUUUCUGUCGCGAUUGAACUACCUGUGCGACGAUGAACGAGGGAAAUUGAGCGAGACGCGAGGGAGUGAUACGUCGAAGAAGGCGAUGGAGAUGAUGAGCGACCCGACGAAGGCGACGGCGAUGAUGUCGAAGAGUUUGAUCAACAUCGUCCCGCAGAUGGUCACCGGGGCGUGGGUGAAUUUUUUCUUCACCGGGUUCGUCGUCGGACGCGUGCCGUUUCCGUUGACGGCGAGUUUUCGUGGGAUGUUACAGCGCGGCGUCGCGCUGCGAGGACUGGACGUGACGUACGUAUCGAGCCUUUCGUGGUACUUUUUAAACCUCUUCGGCUUGGGUGGAGUGUUUCGCUUGACGUUGGGGGCGAACGAGGAGGAGACGGACCCAAUGGCGGGUCGUCAAGCGAUGAUGGGGGCGAUGGGGGCGAACGCUGAUCGCGCGUUUGCGCAAAUCAAGGAGCGGCUGGCGGCGACGAAACACGAGCACACGAUUUGGCGCGCGGACGCCCGGGCGACGGCCAUCUUGAGCGCUCUGUGCGAGGGUAAGAGCGAGAUCGAGGCGAGGCGGAUCGCUUUGAAGAAAUGA